Molecule: messenger RNA, 358 nt
Organism: Symbiodinium necroappetens
Lineage: Eukaryota; Dinophyceae; Suessiales; Symbiodiniaceae
Source: the annotation of a GenBank genome assembly
GCUGCUUGGUGGAGGCGGUCGGGGCCAUCGCAAGCUCUCAGAAGGAAGGCUUGGUCGUCAGCUAUGUGGCAGGGAGCAUCCGCAACAAGAUGGAGCUGCUUGGGCACAAUCCCGAAGCACCAAUUUCUCAGCAGGACUUCCAGAGCUACCUGACUGACCCCGAGGUUACUGGGAUCUUGGCAAGCGUAAAGGUCGACGUGGUGGUUCUUGCGGACAUGCUCGAGAUGUUCUACGAAGACUUGGAGCGCACUGGUGAUGUGAUGACCUUCGAGAAGAUGGUAGAGCUCAUGCUGAACGGCCGAGGCUCGAACACGGCCACGGUCCGUGACACCAAGGAGUUGUUGCGGAUGAUAAAGUC